UCAGGACGUUUGGAAGCAAAAUGCAUCGGUUAAUCUACACACUAAUAAGUCUAUGUAUACCCUAUGUCGUGACGGCAAUCUGUACCAUCCCAACUGUCCACCACAGCAACAAUGAUGCAAGUAAUGUUAUCUUGAAACAUGGUCAAUCGGUGACUUACACAUGUAAUGACGGUUACUACUCUGAAGAUGUCUUACAACUGACAUGUCGGAAUGAGCGCUUUACUCAUGAUCCUCCUGUAUGCCGAGAAUCUGAAUGUGUAUUACCUGAUAUUCCUAUACACUUAGAAGUUCCACCCGAAUACAAUCCAGGGGAACGUGUUAUUUUCGGCACCAGAUACGAUAUUAGUUGUGAAAAAGGCUACACUUUGAAUUCUGACAAUGGCAUAUGGGAAUGUAUUGGAGGCGAAAUGUCAUUUGAUCCUGUUUGUAAUGAAAAUUCAUGUCCUCCGCCAGCUAAUAUCAAAGAUGGAUAUAUAACCUAUUCAUCAAAACCGGUAUCUGGAUUGUAUUUAGCAUAUACAAGUGCAACAUAUAAUUGCAAUGAUGGCUUCAAGCUGAGUAGAAGUGGAGUAAGAUCUCGCAGAUGCAGAGAGGGAAAAUUCAAAGGAACAGCUCCAACAUGCACAGAAACAAUCUGUACCAUCCCAACUGUCCACCACAGCAAAAAUGAUGCAAGUAAUGUUAUCUUGAAACAUGGUCAAUCGGUGACUUACACAUGUAAUGACGGUUACUACUCUGAAGAUGUCUUACAACUGACAUGUCAGAAUGAGCGCUUUACUCAUGACCCUCCUGUAUGCCGAGAAUCACCAUGUCCUGGAAUUUCAUCGGACCAUUUACAAGUAGCGUACAACAACAACCCAGCCACUACUACAGUAAACGGUUUACAUGUAUAUGAAGCAGGCACCAUAGCAGGGUUCCUAUGUGUUCCAGGCAAUCUCUACUACGCUAGUGAGCCAACGGCAACAUGCCGGUUAGGUCAAUUUCAGCCACAAGUUACCUGUGAAAAAUACGAUUCAUGUCCUCCGCCAGCUAAUAUCAAAGAUGGAUAUAUAACCUAUUCAUCAAAACCGGUAUCUGGAUUGUAUUUACCAUAUACUAGUGCAACAUAUAAUUGCAAUGAUGGCUUCAAGCUGAGUAGAAGUGGAGCAAGAUCUCGCAGAUGCAGAGAGGGAAAAUUCAAAGGAACAGCUCCAACAUGCACAGAAACAAUCUGUACCAUCCCAACUGUCCACCACAGCAACAAUGAUGCAAGUAAUGUUAUCUUGAAACAUGGUCAAUCGGUGACUUACACAUGUAAUGACGGUUACUACUCUGAAGAUGUCUUACAACUGACAUGUCGGAAUGAGCGCUUUACUCAUGAUCCUCCUGUAUGCCGAGAAUCACCAUGUCCUGGGAUUUCAUCGGACCGUUUACAAGUAGCUUACGACAACCCAGCCACUACUACAGUAAACGGUUUACAUGUAUAUGAAGCAGGCACCAUAGCAGUGUUCCUAUGUGAUCCAGGCAAUCUCUACUACGCUAGUAAGCCAAAGGCAACAUGCCGGUUAGGUCAAUUUCAGCCACAAGUUACCUGUGAAAAAUCCGCAACCUGUCCUAGUGAGGAAGUCACACAUGCCACGGUAUCAUAUAAGGAUGAAACAGACAAUAAUUACAUUCCUGAGGAUGGACAUGUCCGCCAAGGAGUAACAAGAGCUGUGCAAUGUGCCUACCCAUAUACAAUCAGCGGAAAAUCUAAAAGUGUGUGUACAAAUAGUGGACAAUGGUCAGAAAAUAUACCAUCAUGUGAAAAGCGAGGCUUUACGAUCUUGGCACUUGAUCUGGUAAACCGGACCAACAACUUUCUCUUUACUUAUCCGGUCUUUCGGGCGUACAAGAUGUUGUCUAAGUGUGUUAGUCGGUUUGAAGAACCCUGGUACAUCGUAACUUUGCAUUACUCGACGAAUCUGUUCCGACACACCCUUGAUAUAUGGUAUCUCCACCGGGUGUUUCCUUAG
Messenger RNA from Anneissia japonica, 1994 nucleotides. RefSeq names its product complement factor H-like. The transcript is spliced from 12 exons. Bases 21 to 1994 code for a protein of 657 amino acids. The record is from RefSeq and is a predicted model, not a curated record. Lineage: Eukaryota; Metazoa; Echinodermata; Crinoidea; Comatulida; Comatulidae.